This is a messenger RNA of Vicia villosa (hairy vetch), 1464 nucleotides long. Its product is annotated as F-box protein CPR1-like. NCBI's taxonomy places the organism in Eukaryota, Viridiplantae, Streptophyta, Magnoliopsida, Fabales, Fabaceae. The transcript has a single exon. The record is from RefSeq and is a predicted model, not a curated record. Gene Ontology annotation, molecular function: protein binding. Bases 66 to 1172 code for a protein of 368 amino acids.
ACGUAACUUCUUUUUUGGUAUAAAUAAAGUGUUUGGUUUGUAUAUUUAAAUACCUCUUUAGCAAGAUGUCAGAGAAGAGCGUUCAUCUUCCUCAGGAACUGAUUGUUAAAAUACUAUUAAGGGUGCCGGUGAAGACUGUACUACGAUGCAAGUGCGUCAGUAAGUCCUGGCUUUCUCUCAUUUCUAAUCAUGAUUUUGCAACUUCACAUUUUCAACUUGGUGCCACACCCACACAGAAACUUGUUUGCUUACGAAGUUAUUCUCGUGAAACCAUAUCAAUAGAUUUUAAUGCAUCGCUUAAUGAUGAUUCAUCUUAUGCUUCGCGAAGCCUUGAUUUUUUGAGUGGUGGACCUUGUCAUAAAAUUAGAGGCUCGUGUAGAGGGUUUUUGCUCUUUCAUGGAGAUACAAACUUCUGUGCAUGGAAUCCAUCCACGGGUGUUCACAAACAAAUACCCGAGUCUCCAAUAGCUAUUCCCUCCACUGCUGAUUGUUAUUCAAGGAUUCUGUGUGGCUUUGGAUACGAGUCAUUGGCGAAUGAUUACUUAGUAGUUUUGUUGUCCCGCGACAGCUAUGAUUCCUAUGAUAGUUUGAUUUACUUGCAAAUUUUCUCAUUGAGAGCUAAUAAGUGGAAACUAAUGGAGUUUGGUUCUCAUUUUCCUUAUUGUAUUAGUAUCACCCAAUUAGGGUUGCCCUUGAAUGAUGCUAUUCAUUGGUUGGUUUAUAGUUUUGAGACCCACAGAUAUGUUAUUGUUGCCUUUGAUUUAAAGGAAAUGAAAAUGUCAGUGAUAGAUCUGCCAGAUGUUUUGGAUAACUAUACUUGUUGUAUAGUAUAUGACCUCUUGGUCCUUGGGGGACUUCUUGGUGUAUGGAAUGUGGAGUUGCCUGCAGUUGACAUAUGGAUGAUUCAAGAAUAUCCAACUUAUUCAUCGUGGUCUAAGACUCAUUCUUUUUCUCUGGAUUCAUACUUUUCCCCAAUAUGCUUUGCAAAUUGUGGUUAUCUGAUUGGAAUAGAUGAUGAAGGUGGAUUGAUCAAGUUUAAUGACAAAGGACAGCUUCUAGAGCGUCACUCCAAUGGUAACUCCUCCUAUUGUAACUUUUACUUUGGAAGCCACACAAUGAUUGUAUACAGAGAGUCUCUCUUUUCACUUCCUAACGGCUCCGAGCAAACUUAACGAGAUGACUAGUGAUAGCAAACCAUAAGAACAUGAUUGUGGAAUAUUUGUUCUAUGAGAAAUAAUAGGCAAAAUAGUAAAACUGAAUGAUGCCAGUAUAGGAUAGGAUUGACAGUAGAGUUAGUUGAUGAACUUCAUCAUCUUUAUCUUAUUUCAUCAUUAUGUUCUUUCUUGUUGCAGUAUUUGAUAAUACCAACUUGCUUAUAUCCGUUGUUCUCUUUUAAUAACUUGUUUCCUUUCAUUAUUUUAAUGGUGUUUUAUUUGAAGCAUUGCUAUAUACUGACCCACACUU